AUGCAGGCUCACCUCGCCCCCGAGCCCCAGAGAACCCCCCCGGCUGGGGGCCGCCCGCCGCGCUCCAGGCCCGGGGCCCCGGGGGCCCCGCGGGCGGCGCCGGGCGCGCCGCAGGACCGGCUGUGGCGGGAGACGGUGGAGGCCGAGCGCCGCGGCCGGCAGCGCUGGACUGAGCAAUGGGGGUUCCUGAAAGACUAUGACCCAAUGGGCAAUAAGAAGGAGCCAGAGAGGUUGCCGGAGUCCGUGUCUCUCUUCUCGGACACAGUUCCCAACUCCUCCAACCAGGUGGUGGGCAGCAGGGUGGACACCCCGCUGGGGAGGGCCCUCAGUCGCAUGGAUUACUUGCUCUUCUCGGAGGGGGCUCGCAAGAGGAAGCUGGAGGAGGAACUGCAGCCGGUGUAGGAGCAGGACCCGCCCCCCGCAGAUAAGGGGCGCCCAAUGUUGCCUGGUAACAAGGAGCCACACACUGAACGGCUUAGGACCACACAAAGCAUCCCCCUGGCUGCGUUUCUUUCUCUCCCGUGGCAGCAUCUUCUCUCCCCGAUCAUCAGCACCAGGCCCCGGCACAGCGUCUGUCUGAGCGCAUGAGCCGCCCACCUGUGUGUUCCGCUCACCACUCCCUGCCCCAUCUGCCACUUCCGACCUCCUCCUCGCCAGGGCCGAGGGAAUCAGGACAGACUGGCAGCUGCCCCCAGGUUCCUGAGGCAGGGGCUUGUCUUGUUGGGGCUCGAAAAAGCAGGCGGGAUGGACCAGGAGGGGCAGGAGGCCGAUUUGCCCCAGGUUUGGAAAAGCGGCCACGAGGCUGCAGGGCAGGCCCGCAGAAGCAUACCUGGAUUAUCAGCAGAGCGCAUGGGGGCAUCUCAGCAGCCUCGGGCUGAGCAACAGCAGGGCUCCACUGCGGACUGGACUCGGGAGCCGAGGCGCCCAGGGCCUCCCAGAAGAGUGCCUCCCUUGCUUCCGACCUCUGCACCUCUGCUUCACACGGCCAGCACACCUGGACAUCUCCUGAACCGUAACUAAAGAUGAGGACUUCAGGUCCUGACUUCAAACCCCAGAACCGCAAAAAGAAAGAAAGGGAA
This is a messenger RNA of Dipodomys spectabilis (banner-tailed kangaroo rat), 1079 nucleotides long. It is a transcript of the gene Cimip5, whose product is annotated as chromosome unknown C2orf50 homolog. Bases 1 to 402 code for a protein of 133 amino acids. The record is from RefSeq and is a predicted model, not a curated record. NCBI's taxonomy places the organism in Eukaryota, Metazoa, Chordata, Mammalia, Rodentia, Heteromyidae. The transcript is spliced from 4 exons.